AUGAAACGGAAGUUCUCCGCCAAGGAGCAAUCUCUUUCUUCCCAGGCUCCCAUUGAUGCAGAAGCCCAUGACGCCACCUCACCAAAAGAAGAGACAGUCGACCCGGAUGACCUGUGUCCCAUCUGCCAUUCACUCAUCUACAAGCCGGUCCGAACCAGAUGCAAUCAUACUCUGUGCCAGUCUUGUAUGUCCCUGUGGGCAGAUGUGUCAGUUACGUCCCAAUUGACAGCCGUCGGACUCGACGAUGAGGUGGCUGUCAUGCUGCCUCAUGAGAUCGAAACCCGUUGCCCCAUGUGUCGAACGUUCACCAUCUCGACCCUAGAUCCGACUAGAGAACGAGCGCUUCAGCGGUUGUAUCCCGCUUCCUACCAGGCACGUGAGGCCGAGUCCCAAACAGCCGAGGAAGAUGGUUCUGCCUCGACCAUUGAGACGCUGACCAUUCACAUCGGAAACGAGCACACAGAAGUCAGAGCCGAACAGGGGUCGAACAACAAGCAUCAUUGGAAGUUCUUCAUCCGACCUUCGAGAACUGACUUGAUUGAGGAAGUCCAAGUGUUUCUGCAUCCUACGUUUAGAAAUCCGAUAGUCGUUAUUGAAUGGCCCCCGUACGAGAUCAGACGACUCGGAUGGGGCUAUUUCACCAUCUACGCCAAUAUAAUCCUGAAACCCGGGUACAGUUGGGUGAGCUCUGAGGCAGAAGGUACCCGAGACGGCGCACCCAAGGGCAAGUUGCCGCUUGAAUGGACGCUGGACUUUAAUGGCCGUGGAGCGCAAGCACGGAUCAGACUCAAAGUCAGAAAGGAGAAGGAAGGUCAGGAAGCGGAGCUGGACAUGCAAAGAGAACGCGUUCGCAGAUCUUACGCGCGACAACGAGAGACAGAUCCUGAUUGGGAAGAUUCGUGA
This is a messenger RNA of Fonsecaea erecta, 903 nucleotides long. RefSeq lists its product as hypothetical. The transcript has 2 exons. NCBI's taxonomy places the organism in Eukaryota, Fungi, Ascomycota, Eurotiomycetes, Chaetothyriales, Herpotrichiellaceae. Gene Ontology annotation, biological process: proteasome-mediated ubiquitin-dependent protein catabolic process; regulation of DNA-templated transcription. Bases 1 to 903 code for a protein of 300 amino acids. Gene Ontology annotation, molecular function: ubiquitin protein ligase activity. The record is from RefSeq and is a predicted model, not a curated record.